GUCGGUCGUACAGUCCACGACUGUCUAUCGAUUAAGGCAGACGAUAGGACGGUGACUUUUUUAUUAAUUAAAUCGAAAAAUAUAAAUUGUCGAACAUAGUUUAUAUUUAGAAGGUGAUUUUUUGGUUGUUUUUUUUUUUCCUAUCGUGAUUUUUCUGUGACCGACUGUACUGCAAGUGCUGCACUGACGUGCAAGUUAAGUGUAUCGAAAAUUCGGAAUAUAUUCGUGGGAAGUGUACAUUUGUGAAACAUAAAAAAACAAUGUUACCACCAAGAUUGCUUCGGUGGACAAUCACCGUUGUGCUGAUCGUUGCCGUCAUUGCACCCACAUCACAUUCUACAUCUGUCCGCAGAAGAUUACGGAAACCCACCAAAGUGUCUACAUCAGUGACAUCCAGCGUAUCCAGAUCAACGGAUCAGGUCAUAUCUGCCAGCGUCAACAGACCGAAGAUUCGUGGCCGGCCCACUAUUGCAAGCAGGAAGUCAUCAGCUGCCAUCGAUAACUCAGUUGCUACUGAUGAUCACCGGGAUAAAGAUGGAUAUAAGGUCGUCUGUUAUUACACGAACUGGUCCCAGUACAGAACGAAAAUCGGUAAAUUCCUACCUGAAGAUAUCCAGCCUGAUCUAUGCACUCACAUUAUUUUCGCUUUCGGCUGGCUGAAGAAGGGAAAACUCAGUUCUUUCGAGUCCAACGACGAAACAAAAGACGGCAAAACUGGACUGUACGACAGGAUCAACCAAUUGAAAAAGGCUAAUCCUAAAUUGAAAACGUUGUUAGCUAUUGGUGGCUGGUCAUUCGGUACCCAGAAAUUCAAGGAGAUGUCAGCUUCGCGGUACGCCCGACAGACGUUCAUCUACUCUGCAAUUCCUUACCUUCGCGAUAGGAACUUCGACGGUUUGGACGUGGAUUGGGAGUACCCGAAGGGCGGUGAUGAUAAGAAGAAUUACGUGCUGUUACUUAAAGAACUCCGCGAAGCGUUUGAGGCCGAAGCACAAGAAGUGAAGAAACCCCGUCUGCUGCUCACAGCUGCUGUGCCAGUUGGUCCUGAUAACAUAAAGAGCGGUUACGACGUACCCGCUGUCGCUAGCUAUUUGGACUUCAUCAACCUCAUGGCAUACGAUUUCCAUGGCAAAUGGGAGAGGGAGACUGGCCACAACGCACCUCUGUACGCACCUUCUUCAGAUUCUGAAUGGCGGAAACAGUUGUCCGUCGACCAUGCUGCUCAUUUGUGGGUGAAACUCGGAGCUCCUAAGGAGAAACUUAUCAUUGGUAUGCCUACAUACGGCCGUACUUUCACCCUGUCUAAUACCAACAACUUCAAAGUGAAUUCCCCGGCCAGCGGGGGCGGCAAGGCGGGCGAAUACACAAAGGAGGGUGGCUUCCUAGCUUAUUACGAGGUUUGCGAAAUACUACGCAACGGUGGUACUUAUGUGUGGGACGAUGAGAUGAAAGUGCCGUAUGCUAUCCACGGUGAUCAGUGGGUUGGUUUCGAUGAUGAGAAAUCUAUUAGGAACAAGAUGAGGUGGAUCAAGGACAAUGGGUUUGGUGGUGCUAUGGUGUGGACGGUGGACAUGGACGACUUCAGUGGCAGUGUUUGUGGAGGUGACGUCAAGUACCCACUCAUCGGAGCUAUAAGGGAGGAACUCCGCGGCAUCUCGCGCGGUAAAGACGCAAAGGACGUUGACUGGUCCGAAGUGGCCUCCAGCGCUGUCAUCGAAGUCACCGAGAAGCCCCAACCGAUCAAGAUUAGCCUCUCCGACGUGCUCAGCAAAGUCAAGAAGCCGACCAAGAAUGUCAUCAUCAGGAACAACAAUGCCGCUGCUGUCCUUGACAAGAACAAGCGGGAACCGCAAGUGCUUUGCUACCUGACUUCGUGGUCUUCGAAGAGGCCCAGCGCCGGUCGGUUCACACCAGAAAAUGUGGAUCCCACUCUUUGUACUCACGUUAUUUAUGCGUUCGCGACACUUAAAGAUCACAAACUAGCCGAGAACGAUGAAAAAGAUGCCGAUAUGUACGACAAAGUUGUGGCUCUGAGGGAAAAGAAUCCUAAUUUGAAGAUACUCCUAGCCAUCGGCGGUUGGGCUUUCGGCUCCACACCCUUCAAGGAACUCACGUCCAACGUGUUCAGGAUGAAUCAGUUCGUGUACGAAGCUAUCGAGUUUCUCAGGGACUACCAGUUCAAUGGUUUGGACGUUGACUGGGAGUAUCCUAGAGGCGCAGACGACCGCGCGGCCUACGUUUCGCUCCUGAAGGAAUUACGUCUCGCGUUCGAGGGUGAAGCGAAGUCAUCCGGCCAGCCAAGACUGCUACUAACUGCAGCUGUACCAGCGUCGUUCGAAGCCAUCGCCGCCGGUUACGACGUGCCCGAGAUUUCCAAAUAUUUGGACUUUAUCAACGUAAUGACUUACGACUUCCACGGGCAGUGGGAGCGCCAGGUCGGACACAACAGCCCACUGUUCCCUCUAGAAAGUGCGACCAGCUACCAGAAGAAACUUACAGUGGACUAUUCAGCCCGCGAAUGGGUCCGGCAGGGGGCGCCCAAAGAGAAGCUGAUGAUUGGUAUGCCGACAUACGGCAGGUCGUUCACGCUCAUCAACGAAACGCAAUUCGACAUCGGCGCUCCUGCUUCCGGUGGCGGUCAAGCAGGCCGCUUCACCAACGAGGCUGGCUUCAUGUCGUAUUAUGAAAUAUGCGAAUUCCUGAGGGAAGACAACACCACUCUGGUUUGGGAUAACGAGCAAAUGGUGCCGUUCGCGUACAGAGAAGACCAGUGGGUGGGUUUCGACGACGAGAGAUCGCUUAAAACAAAGAUGGCGUGGCUCAAGGAAGAAGGAUUUGGUGGGAUCAUGGUAUGGUCUAUCGACAUGGAUGACUUCAGGGGAUCAUGCGGUACAGGAAAGUAUCCCCUCAUCACCGCAAUGAAGCAAGAACUUUCCGGUUACAAAGUUAAAUUGGAAUUCGAUGGGCCUUAUGAAUCAUCAAGCUCCAGUGGACAGUACACCACAAAAGAUCCCAAUGAAGUGACGUGCGAAGAAGAAGAUGGCCAUAUCUCCUAUCACCCCGACAAGGCUGACUGCACUAUGUACUACAUGUGCGAAGGCGAGAGAAAACACCAUAUGCCUUGUCCUUCUAACCUCGUUUUCAACCCUAACGAGAAUGUUUGCGACUGGCCAGAGAAUGUGGAAGGAUGCACCCAUCAUACCCAAGCUCCUGCGGCGAGACGAUAAACUUCAUGCAUAUCAUCAUAUACCAGUUUAAUAAUUUUCUAUUCAUGUUUACUUUUAAAUACAAUAUAUGGAUUUUAUAUCAAUUUGCCUGAUGACAUUUGGAUUUUUUAACUUAAUUUACGACUGAAAUUAUGUAAAAUAAUAACUGAUGACUUUUGGUCAAGACACUGGAAUGUUGUUUAUAGAUGAUUUAAGAGCGUUCAUAUUCGAUUGUGGUAAAGUCUGAAUUUUUAAAAAGAAGUAACAAAUUUCAAUAUUUAUGAAUAAUUAUUUAAAAAAUGAUCUGAUAGUGAACUGAAACGUGAAUUUUAAGAUUUCUUUGAUUCUUAUUUAGCUAUCACCGAAAUUUAUUUAGAUGGUAAAAAAGUAUUAAAUUUAAAAAGCAAAAUAUAAAGUAACAACAUAAUUUAUUACGCAAUGGUACGCUAUGACUGAUGUUCAGGGUAUUUUAUAAAUAUUUUUUCUAAAAUCUUGAAAUGUUUUUACUUGCUUUUGAAAAUUUACCGAUGAUAAAGACGUUGCCAUACUUAGAUAUGAACUCUUUUAAUUCUGAUAUUCAUUAUCCAAAUAAUUUGCGUAAACCUGAAAAAAAAUUGUAUAAUACUGUUUAGUAAUUGUACACAAAAAUAAUGAUAUAUUUUGUAGAUUUAAAGUUUAGAUCAUCUAUACCUAGAUGGAGUGUGUAAUAUAAAAAAACGCUGCAAUAAUUAUCAGCCAACUGUUGGCUGAAGCGUCUUUUUUUAUAAUGAAUGCUUAAACGUUCAAACUCUUGUUAGGAUGUACGAAAGUUAGAAAGUAUAACAUUGAUUAUUAUAAAAGACAUAUAUAUAUAGAAAAUGACGAUUAGUAUAAUAAAAUUCAACAAUUUAAACACUGACACAAUUUUAAAAGUAAAUAUAAAAAAAAAACUGCUACUUUUGUCGAAAGCGUUUUAUAAGGAGACACUCUAUCUAGAUCUAAACAUUUUUUUAUACAAUUAGUUAGACACUAUUCAACUUGGAAACGAUCCACCAAUAUUUAUAUAUGUAUUAAUGGGGCAUCAUCAUAUAAAAUAGUUUAUUUAUUGGCGUUCGUUGGUUUGUCUCGAAUAGCAGACAGUGUGAUAUAAUGUAAAUUUUUUAACAUUAUUAUUGAACAAUGUAGGUGUAUAAUAUAUUAUAUUACUGAUAAAUUAUAUUUUAUGAUUACUUUAAUUAAUUUCUCCCUCCCAAACUUACACAAUAUGAUGUGUAUAAGAAUUAGUUUAAAAUCGAACAUGUCGAUACAUGAAUUAAUCAAAGAACACGAUUGUAAUAAACUCAUACUAAUAUUGUUGCUGUUAGAAAUUUAUUCAAGAUGGCGUUAAGACAAUAAAUUUUAGAGUCUAACAAAUGGCAAAAAAAUAACAAAUAUAUAUGUAUAUAAUAUAGUAUAUUAUCUUACUGAUAUAACAAAAUUUGAAAUGGACUAUGUCUGUAUAUGGAAGAUAUUUAAGAAAAAAAUAAUACGAGAGGUCUUAGUGUGUCCAGUAUAGAUCAAAACAAUAUUUUUUAAAAAUAUUGACGAACUAUAUAUGUUUGUUCCAGUAUUCCGUAUAAACUGUCGCACUAAAUUGAAUGCAGUUUUCUAAGAUGCAGUUUAAACAGUGUAACUUAAUAUCCAGUCUAUGUUUCGUCUUGACGCGCCAUCUAGAAAUACGAGUAGUUAGUUUCAUUGGUUUUAUCAUUUUUGAAAUUUAUACAUACGAAUUAGUGAGUUGAAAGGUAGUCGAAUAUAAAAUUGAGACUACAAUAAUAAUAAAUAAAGAAAAUAAUAAUCUAAAUAAUGCACUAUAAAAAUUUUAUCGUAUUGAAAUUGAAAGCAAAUUUCCAAAUGAAUAUUGUGUAUUUUUGGGAUAGGUACUUUAAAUAGAUAUAAUAUUUAGUUUGUAAGUAGUAAUAGAGCUUUUUUUUUUAUUUUAAUAUUGAAUACUCAAAUCAGCUAAAUCACUGCCUUUUCAUGCUGCCAAUUGUAUGGUCAUGUACGAAUUAAAAUAAUGUUUGCAACAACAAAACGACGAUGGAACAUUAUUCUGUAUAUUUAAGAUUGUAAAUAUUGUAUUUAGAUAACAGAGAGACGUAAGAGUAUUAUUAAAGAUUUUUUUUUAAAA
Molecule: messenger RNA, 5355 nt
Organism: Galleria mellonella (greater wax moth)
Lineage: Eukaryota; Metazoa; Arthropoda; Insecta; Lepidoptera; Pyralidae
Gene: Cht7
Product: probable chitinase 10
Exons: 19
Coding region: 261-3227 (988 amino acids)
Biological process (GO): carbohydrate metabolic process; chitin catabolic process
Cellular component (GO): extracellular region
Molecular function (GO): chitin binding; hydrolase activity, hydrolyzing O-glycosyl compounds
Source: RefSeq, a predicted model, not a curated record